AUGAGAAGGAGUAACAUCCCCUCAUCAUCAGAUCUCAAGCAAGCAGAAGAAAAAAGUAGCACCAACAUGAAAGAAAUGAUGAGAAAUACGUCAACUUCAUCUUCAUCGUAUGAUCAUAAUGAGAUCAAGAAAAAAGAGGAGUCUGCAGAAAUUAAUCAUAAGAAACUAGAGAGGAAAACUACAGAAGACGUUAAUGCUAGUGCUGAUGCAUUCAUCAAGAACUUCAGGCAACAGUUGAUGAUUCAAAGGCUUCAAUCCAUUGAGAAUUAUGAGAAAAUGCUUGCAAGAGGUCUCUAA
This is a messenger RNA of Lathyrus sativus (Indian pea), 297 nucleotides long. The record is from the annotation of a GenBank genome assembly. Lineage: Eukaryota; Viridiplantae; Streptophyta; Magnoliopsida; Fabales; Fabaceae.